UGUGUUGAGGUAUGCAUAUUGAUGUAUAUAUUUGAGUUACAUAUGCAACUAACAGAGCUACCAUAAUAAGUGUUGGUAAUAGUGAGAAACACAUAAUCAGGCAAGUCACACUCCCACUAAGUGUAGCAUUACAAAACACAUUUACUUGUUCUAUAUCUUCACAUAUAAUAGUCGAACUGUAGUCAAAAUUUUACAACACUAGCUGUCAAGAAAUGAACCACCAAAUUGUUGUCUUGGCUUUUAUAUUCAGCCUGCUCUCUUUGUCAUUGGCUCAAUGUACUGGACUAUUGACUAACUCUUCACAUCAAGUUAGUGUCUCAUGGAUGGUUGUUGGUGAGAACAGUGUGAGUUUUACUUUCACUGCCCCAGCUAACAGCAGUACGUAUACUAGUCUGGUUAUAUCUGAUCAUCCUAUAAUAUUACCACUUCAGUUUAAUAACGUUGAUGUUGUCUAUGCUGGGGAUAAUGAAACUACUAACUUCGUUGAAGACAGAUGGAUUGUAAACUUUAUGUCACUCUAUGACAAACAGCAAGACAUUGAAGACACCAGUACUUUAUUGACUGAUGAUGACCUUUUGAUGGUCAAUUUCACUCGUCCCAUCAUUAGUACUGAUGAGGCGCAAGACACAAACCUAAAUGCUUGCAAAUACCUUAUUUGGGCAUAUGGUGGUACUGUAGAGUCAUUUAAAUAUCCAAAAUUUACUUUUCAAAAUCUUCCACGAGCUUUCGGAACUUUUAAUGGUCAAAUUUGUCUUCAAUAUUGUGAAGUAACACCAUCUCCCAGUGCUUCUUUAAUGAGUUCCAGUACACCUACUUCUUCACCAUCAUCUCAAACACCUUCAGCUGCUACCAACAAUCAUCCUGUCAUCUUUAUCAUUCUUUUUGCUAUAGGUUUGCUAUCACAUACUCUUAAUAUUUGAGAGCAUUGAUAGUUUAAAAGGAAAUAAACUUACUAUCAAAGCUAGUUCAGUUAUAUACUUAGCUCAGUUAGAUAUACAUUCAUUUUA
Molecule: messenger RNA, 1007 nt
Organism: Amphimedon queenslandica
Lineage: Eukaryota; Metazoa; Porifera; Demospongiae; Haplosclerida; Niphatidae
Exons: 4
Coding region: 213-920 (235 amino acids)
Source: RefSeq, a predicted model, not a curated record